AUGGUAUACAUCAAAGACUGGCCCGAAUUCCAAGCACGCAGCAUCAAGCUGUACCAACAGAACCCUCAUAAAGCACGCUACCUCAUCAAAUCUCGGCCCUCAACACAAAGUCUCACGCUCAAAGUCACCGAUGAUACCACCACAAUCAAAUUCCGCACUCGUUCUUCAGCUAUCUUGGGUCGAUUGGAGAUUUUCAACAAGGCGAUGACGUUUGCAAUGGCUGGUUCGAGUCAACCUUUGCAAGAUGCGAAUCCGGAACCUGCGCCAGCACAAGCAGCAGCACCAGCAGCAGGAGCGGCGGCAACAGCGAUAACGGUGGAAGCGAAAGGAGAUGCAGCAGCGACAAAUGGUGCUGCAGCAGCAACAGCAACACAAACAGGUUCAGGAGCAGCGUCAGAUAAGAAGAAGAAGAAGAAAAAGGGGAAGAAGUAG
Ustilago hordei is the source of this 432-nucleotide messenger RNA. RefSeq lists its product as uncharacterized. Gene Ontology annotation, biological process: SRP-dependent cotranslational protein targeting to membrane. The coding region runs from base 1 to 432 and encodes 143 amino acids. Gene Ontology annotation, molecular function: 7S RNA binding. The transcript has a single exon. Gene Ontology annotation, cellular component: signal recognition particle, endoplasmic reticulum targeting. NCBI's taxonomy places the organism in Eukaryota, Fungi, Basidiomycota, Ustilaginomycetes, Ustilaginales, Ustilaginaceae. The record is from RefSeq and is a predicted model, not a curated record.